Molecule: messenger RNA, 1728 nt
Organism: Humulus lupulus (European hop)
Lineage: Eukaryota; Viridiplantae; Streptophyta; Magnoliopsida; Rosales; Cannabaceae
Product: benzyl alcohol O-benzoyltransferase
Exons: 1
Coding region: 125-1507 (460 amino acids)
Source: RefSeq, a predicted model, not a curated record
CCAAAAUUAUUAUAUUAUGCAACCUCCUCUGCUCUCCUAUAUAUCAUAUCUUAUCAAAUCACACCAUCAUAAUUAACAAUUCUAUAUAUACAUUUCAGUUUCUUACAUUGUGUCAUCGAGGAUUAUGGCAACCCCAGCAGCAGCGCCCUUAGUCUUCAAAGUUCGAAGAGCAGAACCCCAACUGGUAGCUCCGGCUAAGGCCACACCAAAAGAGCUCAAACUACUUUCUGACAUAGACGACCAAGAAGGUCUUCGCUUUCAUAUUCCGGUCAUACAGUUUUACAAGUAUGAGGCGUCCAUGCGAGGAAGGGACCCAGUCAAGGUCAUCAGAGACGCCCUGGCUCAAACGCUGGUCUUUUACUACCCUUUCGCUGGCAGGCUACGUGAGCUUGCAGGAACCGGGAGGAAGCUUGCGGUGGAGUGUACUGGCGAGGGCGUGCUGUUCGUGGAAGCCGACGCCGAUGUCACCUUGAACGACUUUGGAGACGCUCUUCAACCCCCCUUUCCUUGCUUGGAAGACCUUAUUUUCGAUGUUCCUGGCUCCGGAGGGGUCCUUCACUCUCCCCUGAUGCUUAUCCAGGUCACUCGCCUUGCCUGCGGGGGCUUCAUAUUCGCGCUCCGCUUGAACCACACCAUGAGCGACGCUGCAGGCUUGGUCCAGUUCAUGACGGCGGUGGGAGAGAUAGCGCGGGGCGCAGGCUCCCCCUCUGUUCCACCGGUGUGGCAGAGGGAGCUCCUCAACGCCAGGAACCCGCCGAGAGUGACCUGCGAACACCGCGAGUACGAAGAAGUAGCCGACACCAAGGGUACCAUCAUACCUCUGGACGACAUGGCCCACCGCUCCUUCUUCUUCGGCCCAACCGAGGUGGCAGCCCUCCGGCGGUUGGUUCCGCCGCACAUCCGUCGAGCUUCCACCUUCGAGCUACUGACUGCGUGCUUGUGGAAGUGCCGCACCACUGCGCUGAAGAUGGACCCGGAGGAGGAGGUGCGCAUAAUAUGCAUAGUGAACGCGCGUUCGAAGUUCAACCCUCCUUUGCCGAGGGGGUAUUACGGCAACGCGUUUGCCUUCCCGGUGGCGGUGACGACGGCGGGGAAGCUGUGCGAGAAUCCAGUGGGGUAUGCGGUGGAGCUGGUGAAGAGGGCGAAGGAGGGGGUGACGGAGGAGUACAUGCAAUCGGUGGCGGAUCUGAUGGUGAGCAAGGAGAGACCCCACUUCACGGUGGUGAGAUCGUACCUGGUGUCAGACUUGACCCAUGCAGGGUUUGGGGAGGUGGACUUGGGGUGGGGGAGGGCUGUGUAUGGUGGAGCUGCCAAGGGUGGUGUUGGGGCCAUCCCGGGCGUGGCCAGUUUCUACAUUCCUUUUACGAACAAGGUGGCUGGGGAGCAAGGAAUUGUGGUUCCUGUUUGCUUGCCUGCGCAGGCCAUGGAUACGUUUGUGGAGCAGUUGAAUUCCAUGUUGAAACCCACAGCCGCAGCCCCACACACUUUCAUUGCUUCCGCUCUAUGAUCAUGAUAUGAUGUGACUAUAUCCACAACAUAUAUUCAUAUUUCAUAGUCAUUUACUGUUCUGGUUUCUUUUCUACCAUAUACAUUAUAUAUAUAUGCUCUGCAUUAAUAUGAUUUCCGAUCCCAUAUUAAUUGCAUUUGCACCUGCUUGCUUUGUAAAAAUCAAAUAAAGACUAAGCUUUUUUUUGUAAUGCGAAUUGAUGAACAUUUUUGUUUCUUUCA